This is a messenger RNA of Nicotiana tabacum (common tobacco), 695 nucleotides long. RefSeq lists its product as uncharacterized. Gene Ontology annotation, cellular component: chloroplast. NCBI's taxonomy places the organism in Eukaryota, Viridiplantae, Streptophyta, Magnoliopsida, Solanales, Solanaceae. The record is from RefSeq and is a predicted model, not a curated record.
AAAUUUUGCAGCCUCAUAAGUCAUACCUAAUGGCCUUACACAACCAUGGCUUUGAAUUUCAGCUCUGUUCAGCCUCUGCAACCAAAACAUCUCUGCUUUCUCAUUCCUACCCAUAAAAAUGAUCCCCUGAAGCUGUAUCAGUCUCAAACUUUGCUAUCUUCUUCCUUGAGAAGAGCUGCUCUUUCUGAAGAGAGAGAUGGAAAUGUCACUGAGGAGGAGCUUCCCACUUACUCUGGGUCAUUAUCUUCUGCUCGAACGCAGCUAGAUCUCUUGGAUCAGCUUACUUCCAGCAGCUCAGCAGUUAAUGGUUAUGAAAGUGAUAGUAGCUCUAGUAAACCUACAAUUCGUGCUCAGCUCGCUAAGUUGGUUGGAGAUCGAGAUGAUGACUUCAGCAUUCCCUUGGGUAAGAAUCUUAAGAAGGUCAGCGCCAAGUUCUUAACUGUUUCACAAAAGAGAAACAUCAAAAGACAAGCCUACUUGAAUGAAGUUUCUCAGAGGAAUGACUCAGUAUUCUUUGCUACAAUUGGAGCAUUCGUCAUCCUUCCACCCCUUGUCAUUUUAGGAAUUGCAAUUGCGACAGGUUAUGUGCAGCUAUUUCCAUGACUUGUAUAAAUACUUUGUAUAAAGAUCCACUGUUUCUGUUGCUAAUAUAGUGAAACUAUAUAAAUUUGUGAAAGUCCUGCUAAUUCUCGAGA